CCAAAAUAUAUAAUUAGUUUAGACUUUUAGAGUGAGCAUUUUGUGAAUUGGACAGAAACACAGUGAAAAUUACAUGAAUGCCAUUCGCCGUCCUUGGUCCGUAUAUAUAACUUCUUCUCCUUGUACUCACUGAUUGCUGCUGCUGCUCUCAUCGUCUCCCUCUAGAUCUCAGCACCCCACUCUCACUAAGUGGAAAUGGCGCCCAAAUCAUCAGAUUCGCAGCAGAGCCUUCUCCAAUCGGAACCCACAAACGGCUCAAUCGAUCCGGCAUUCCACCUCAUCAGAAUCCUCCCUUACUCGUUCCUCCGCGCGCCUCGCCUCCGCCUCAAGCUCCCGUCCCUCAGCCUCCCUUCACCGAUGACGGUCUUCUCCCUCGUCCUCCUCACCUACUUCAUGGUCGUCUCCGGCAUCGUCUACGACGUCAUCGUCGAGCCGCCGGGAAUCGGAUCCACCCAGGACCCAGUCACCGGCACCGUGCGGCCCAUCGUCUUCAUGUCCGGCCGAGUCAACGGGCAGUACAUCAUCGAGGGCUUGUCGUCCGGUUUCAUGUUCGUCCUCGGUGGGGUCGGGAUCAUUCUCUUGGAUCUAGCGCUGGACAAGAAUCGGGCGAAGAGCGUCAAGGUUUCGUACGCUUCCGCUGGGGUUUCAUCCAUCGUGCUUGCCUAUGUUAUGAGUAUGCUCUUCAUUCGCAUUAAGAUCCCGGCUUAUUUGAGGUGAAAAAAUGUCUGCUUUUUGUUUUUUCCUGGUUGGAUUCUCCAAACCAUAGUUGCAAUUUUGCUUUUGCAAUUGCAGUUUUAGGGUUCUAGAUUGGAAUUAGAGGGUUUGGGGGCUUUCUGCCAUUAAGGGAUGAUGACACUCAUAACUAUAUGUACCGCGGUUGAUUGUGUUAGUUGUGUGCAAUUGGAUCGUCAAGCUUAUUUAAGGAAACCAUAAUGCACUUGUCCUUUCCAAUUGCAGUUGCAAUUUUUAGUUGAAAUUAGAGGGUUUGGGGCUUUCUGCCCUUGCCAAAGCAGAAUGGAUGAUGGUACUCAUAGCUAUAUAUGCUGCGGUUGAUUGUGUUCUUUGUGCAAUUAGUGCCAGAAUGAAUCAGAAUGCCCUGCAUUCCCUGCUUGUUUGUUGCCAAAUCGAUUGUCUGCAUUUCCCUACUUAUUGUUUGUUCUUGUUUGAUUACCAAAUCAUGAUGCAAUUCCUCUUUGCGACUGCGAUUGUGAUUUCAAUUUUAGGGUGAUAGAUUGGAAUUAGAGGGUUUGGUGCUUUUCUUCGUUGUGUCGUUACGAAUCGGAAGGGAUGAUGAUACAUUGAUACUCAUAGCCGCCAUGUGUGCUGGGUGAUUGUGUUUGUUGUGCAAUUGGAAUUGCUGGAAUGAAUCAGAAUGCCUUGUAUUCCCCCUACUUGGAUUGUCUGUUCGUUGCCUAAUCAGUGAAGCAUAUACCAUAGGCAUUGCAAGGUCUCAGAAGGGCCAGAACUUGCUUUGCAAUAGAGCUCCAGCUAGCUGACUCAAAACAGUACAGGAUUUCUGUUUACUCCCGAAACUCACUUCCAGCUCCAGAGAAGCCCAUACAGAUAACAAUAGCUUCUACAGUUCUGAACUCUUUUGGUCAUCAUGCAUAUCUAGCUAUUGUACAAUUUUGGCAUUAUAAACUGGUUCAGUUCCUCAGCCACGGCCUGAGACAGUUCGGUGGAGAAAGAGCUGUUGUGGAUGGUUAUCAAUGAACCAUGGCCGAAUAUGAAGUUUCCAAGUAGGAGAAAAGCUUGUUUGCCAACCUGGUGCCUUCCUCCACGGCUCCACCAAAUAAAUUACCAGGUGAAAAGGAACAUGUAUCAGAAGGUCGGGGGAGUUAUUUCGAUCUGACAUGCUUGAGUAUGAAUAUUGCGGGGGGAGUUAUUUCGUUCUGACAUGCUUGAGUAUGAGUAUUGCGGAACUCACGAUUAACAUCGAAUAAGGUGUUUAUUUUGCU
Messenger RNA from Linum trigynum, 1958 nucleotides. The record is from the annotation of a GenBank genome assembly. Lineage: Eukaryota; Viridiplantae; Streptophyta; Magnoliopsida; Malpighiales; Linaceae.